AUGACGUUCAGCCAGGGACUGCUACGGCGGCUGCCCUUCUCGGCAUCGACAACUCCCCUCCAGGCCCUGACCUAUCUGCUGGGCAUAUCUCUAUUCAGCAUCUCGUUCCUCGUGUUCCUCAAUAGCAGUGUCUCGUUUGUUAUCACUGACCUGAUUGGCAUCAAGGAUGGCGUGGGCGACAUUGUAGGCACUCUAGGCUUCGUCGACGAGAUUGUGGUCCUCAUCGCCUGUCCCAUCUGGGGACUAGUUUCGGACCGCAGUGGCGUGCGCUAUGUUGCCGUGGUUGGAUAUUCCAUCAUUGGCCUGUCCCUAUUCCUAUUCGUCCAGGCGCGCAAUGUCUAUCCGCAGCUGUUGCUAGCUAGGAUACUCUUUGCCGUGGGCGCUGCAGCCGUAACCACCAUGGUUACGGCCAUCCUUCCAUCAUUGACCGACGAAACCGGGCCGGCCGCAGAACCCCCACGCGGACCAGUCUCACCCGGCGGAAGACCGAGCGUGACGCUGUCUGUCGACUCCGAGGCGACCAUCACCCCCGAACGCUUUCGCGGCGAUAGCAACCAGACAUCCACGGAUGGAGAAGAACCGUCCAUAGGCUCGGAGGGCAAGGGCAAAUCCUCCGCACUCGCCGGAUACGUCGGUCUCUUCACUGGCUGCGGCGCCCUAGUGGCGCUCGUUCUCUUUCUUCCCUUGCCAGCUCGCUUCAGCCACGUCGACGGCGUGACAUUUGCCGACGCAAUCAAGGACAGCUUCUAUAUUGUCGGCAAAUCCUCCCCUACCACCACCUCCUCAAACGCGCCCUCCAGCUCGGCCUCACCGACCACGACAUCACCCUCGGCUACCUGGGGCGGCUUCGUCGCGCGGGCAUCCACCGUCGCCAUCUCCCUCUUCCUCCCGCUCUUCGUCAACACCUACUUCUUCAGCCGCGGCUUCUGCCAGGGGUCGCCCACCGAUUCCUCGCCCGAGCUCAAGAAGGAGUGCCGCCAGGCCUACGUGCUCUCGUCCAUCCUCGCCGGCGUCGCCCAGCUCGUCGGCCUCGUCUGCGCGCCUCUCUUCGGCUACCUCGCCAGCCGCCGCACCCGCAUCAACUGGCCCGUCAUCGUGUCCGCUGUGUUGGGGAUCGUCGGGUACGUGGCGUUUCCGAUGCUGGAGAGCCCCGAGUACAAGGAUGUGGAAGGGCGGGGUGGGAGCCCAGUGGUGUUUUUGCUGGCUGCCCUGAUGGGGGUGAGCCAGAUCGGCGCGAUUGUGUGCAGUCUGGGGUCGCUCGGGCGCGGUGUGUUGAAGGUGGAGGUUGUCAACGUGCUGGCGCGGGUGGGCGGGGAUCAGGAGACACUCAUCGAGGACGCGGACGGCGAGGGUGAUACGGCGCCGUUGCUGGAAAAUGCGGCUACGUUGCCGGAGGAUACGGUUUCGAGGGUGAGGCUGAAGGGGUCAGUGGCUGGGGUGUAUUCGUGGUUUGGCGGCGCGGCGAUUUUGCUGCUGACCAAGCUGGGCGGGUAUUUGUUCGACGUUUGGUCUACGGGCGCGCCGUUCUACUUGAUGGCUGUGUUUAACGGGGUGUUAUUGCUUGCCAGCAUCGUGAUCGAUGUUGGCCGAGCGACUGGUGCUAGGAGGCGACACCACCUGCUUUGA
Messenger RNA from Chaetomium globosum CBS 148.51, 1626 nucleotides. RefSeq lists its product as uncharacterized. Bases 1 to 1626 code for a protein of 541 amino acids. Gene Ontology annotation, biological process: transmembrane transport. The record is from RefSeq and is a predicted model, not a curated record. The transcript has 3 exons. Gene Ontology annotation, molecular function: transmembrane transporter activity. NCBI's taxonomy places the organism in Eukaryota, Fungi, Ascomycota, Sordariomycetes, Sordariales, Chaetomiaceae.